Exserohilum turcica Et28A is the source of this 2592-nucleotide messenger RNA. RefSeq names its product glycosyltransferase family 1 protein. Bases 1 to 2592 code for a protein of 863 amino acids. Gene Ontology annotation, biological process: carbohydrate metabolic process. The record is from RefSeq and is a predicted model, not a curated record. Gene Ontology annotation, molecular function: UDP-glycosyltransferase activity; hexosyltransferase activity. The transcript is spliced from 10 exons. NCBI's taxonomy places the organism in Eukaryota, Fungi, Ascomycota, Dothideomycetes, Pleosporales, Pleosporaceae.
AUGCCCUUGUGCUUCCCGGACCCGCCGGAACGAGGGCAACUCCACGAACCAAAGAUACAGACUUCGGGCAGAGUCAACACAUUUGGCCAGGUCUCUGUUCGAUUCCAUCACAACCCAAGGCGCCUGGAGCAUUGGUUCAAGAAUGCGCAGCACAGCCUGGUGCGCAAGGCAAAUCUAGCCAGUGAUCCACGACCCUCCGUUCCGCCGCACAAUCUCGCGGACCUUCCUUCGCCGCGACUCAAUAUUGCUAUCCAUAUAUGUGGCUCCAGAGGGGAUGUCCAGCCCUUCAUACCCAUUGCCAAAAUCCUCCAAGCGCCUCCGCACAACCACCGCGUACGAAUAUGCACUCAUCCAGCCUUCGCCGACUUCGUGAGAAGCAAUGGAAUCGAGUUCUUCUCAAUCGGAGGCGACCCAGAAGCUCUCAUGGCAUACAUGGUGAAGAACCCCGGCUUGCUUCCAGGAAUGGAGAGCAUCAAGGCUGGCGAAGUAAGCAAAAGACGAAAGGAAAUGGCAGAAAUACUUGAAGGCACAUGGCGCAGCUGCAUUGAGGCUGGAGAUGGGCUAGGACCCCGAAUUCCCGCACUAGACGUGGACAACACCGAGAGUCUGUUCCUUGCAGAUGUCAUCAUCGCCAACCCACCAUCAAUGGGCCAUAUCCAUUGCGCAGAAAAGCUCGGCAUACCUUUGCACAUUGUCUUCACCAUGCCGUGGUCACCUACCAAAGCUUUCCACCACCCAUUAGCCGCCAUGGAUUACGGAGAUGCCGACAAGUCCGCUGCAAACUAUGCCAGCUUUGCCGUUAUGGAAUUAAUGACCUGGCAAGGACUUGGAGAUCUCAUCAAUAGAUUCAGAACACAGACCCUCAAGCUCGACACAAUGAGCCCGCUAUGGGGGUUCCAGCUGCUUCAAAGACUAAAAGUUCCUCAUUCGUAUCUCUGGUCACAGACCCUCAUUCCCAAGCCGGCAGAUUGGCCUGCACACCUCAACGUAACAGGGUUUUCUUUCCUCAAGGCUGAUCCAUCCUACACACCACCCGACGACCUCGUCGCAUUCCUCGAAAAGGGCCCAACUCCGAUUUAUGUUGGAUUUGGUUCCAUUGUCGUGGAAGACCCUUUGAAACUAACUGAACUUAUCUUCGAAGCUAUCAAGUUAGCUGGAGUACGUGCAAUUGUGUCAAAGGGGUGGGGUGGUAUAGGCACAGGUAAGGUGCCUGAAAAUGUCUACAUGAUUGGUAAUUGCCCUCACGACUGGCUCUUUCGAAAUGUCUCAUGCGUAGUUCAUCAUGGCGGCGCAGGGACAACAGCGGCAGGCAUCGCGCUUGGCAGACCCACUGUGAUAGUCCCUUUCUUUGGCGAUCAGCCGUUUUGGGGACAGAUGAUUGCCAAAGCCGGUGCUGGACCAAAGCCUAUCCCAUUCAAAAAACUGACGGCGACGGACUUGGCCGAAAGUAUCAAGUUCGCGUUGCGACCCGAAGUUGGCGUAGCUGUCAAGGACAUGGCUUCUCGUAUUUCAAAAGAGGACGGAGCUUCUGAGACGGUACGCGACUUUGAGAGGGCACUGAAUGUAGAUGAGAUGAGGUGUCAUAUCUGCCCAGAUCGCUUAGCAGUGUGGGAGAAUAAGAGAUCUGGAAUCCAUCUUAGUGGACUGGCAAUGGGUAUCCUUGCUCAGCAAGGUUGCCUUAACCCCAAAGACCUACAGCUACUACGUCACAGACAUUGGUAUACUCAUGAAGGCGCUGAAGUGCCGAUUAUUGGUGCAGCAGCAGCAGUUUCCGGCUUCUUUACCUCUGUUGCGGCCAACACGUCCGACUUCUCUCAUCGCCUGAAAAGAGAAACUCCUGAGAGCAAUUGUUCAAUACCGACACAAGUCGAUCCACUGAAAGAGCAAGUACAAGAACAGGCAGACGAGAAGGAGUGGAGUUCUGUUCGCUUGUCGAAAGUUGCCGAGCGAAUGGCUUAUAAAUCUUUCAAGGGAAACUGGAGAGACAGCCUUGACAAAGACACUAGGAUGCGAAGAACACGUAAGUUGCAGGCUGCCCACGCUGCCAAGGCGGCUGAGCGAGGAAGAGCCCAUGUAGUGACCAGCGCAACUCUGCAUUACGCUGGAGAUCUAGCCAAGACCAGUCUGCAAGCGCCGGUGGCCUUAUUCUACAACUCGGCAAACGGCUUCCGCAACGCUCCUUCCUACCUAUUAACCAACGAAGGAAUACGACGCCGCGAUGAAAUUGUUGGUUGUGGUAGCGGCCUCGAAGUUGCUGGCAAGGAGUUUGUUAUGGGCAUGUUCUCAGCUUUUAUUGGGCUCGUGAAACAUCCCUAUGUAGGCACGAGAGUUGAAGGACCGCUCGGUCUAGUGAAAGGCGUAGGGCGAGGUCUUGGUGGAUUCCCCUAUCACAUAUUGGGCGCGGUCUUGGGUAUACUUGGUUAUUCACUCAAAGGCAUAGAGUGUGAAUUGUCAAAAGGCCGUCUUACUUCGCUACAGGCUGAGCUGUAUUUGAUUAGACUUCGGCAAGCGGUUCAUGACCUCAGAACGGCAACACAGGAAGAAAAAGAGGAUAUAAUGGAGAAAUGGAAGGCCAUGCAUGGCCACAAGUAG